CAGCCGCAAGUCACUCUUUUUCUUCGAUGGAUCCGAACUGCCGGACGACGACUUCAGAGGGCCUAUUUUUCAUUUUCUCUUCCGGUGAUGCAGCAGCACCAGAACCUGCACCGGCGGCACGGUGCUUCUUUCGCUUGUCUUUUGCCGCACCGGUGGUUCAUAGCUUUUAUGGAAGAAUGGGAAUUCAGCUUAUAUAUUGCACAUCUAGAGAGCAUGUUUUUUUGGCUUCCUUUCUCAGAUCCUCUUACGAGGGUGUUAGUGAUGGGGGCGAAGGUCACUUGGAACCAAUUAUAGGGUUGUCUGGGCUAUAACAUGGAUAUAUGGACACUGAUUGCAAGUGCAAUAGGAUCCAAAAACGAAAGCGAAAGUCAACAUCCUUGCAGUCAUGCUCUACCAAAAAGAGGGCUGAGUUGAUAAAUGAUGGCAAAGAAGGUCUGAACAAUAAGGCGUUAAAUUUGGUGGGUGUUUGUGAUGGUGAAGUGAGGCCUGAUGAAUUCAAACAAGGAGAUGAAGAAAGUGAUCUUGUGGGCAUUCCUAUGCCAAUCCCUGGCCAUUCUGAUCAUCAAGGAAGUGUUACAUUUGUUCUUGAGGAGGCGUCAUUAACACUUGCUUAUAUUGGCAAGAGGUACCAGAUACUUUCUUCUGAUGAGCAUGCUGAUUAUUUGCGGAAAAAGAAGUUGAAUCCUUACGACUAUUGGCCUGACAUAGUUCACGAGGCACUUCUUCAAAUUAUGGAUAGUCGACUUCGUAUGGCUGGUCGGUUGAGUGCAGUAUACAUCAAGACAAAUGGGGGAGUUUUGAUCAAAGUAGAACCAUUUGCUCAGAUUCCGAGGACUUUGGCAAGUUUCUGUAACAUGAUGGCUGAAUUGCUUCAAAAGCUCAGCAUCAAAGCAAAGGGCAAGGGUAUAAAGCUUGCGCCUGGUGGACAAUCCAGUGACGAAGCAUUUACCUUUCAACUCAUACAAAAUAGGUCUUUCAUUCAGCUCAGAGAAAGCAGUUCAACUGCGGGAUUAUAUUAAGGGAAUCCGUAGCAAUAGUGAUGUGGUGUUUGUGGUUGGUGCAAUGGCUCAUGGUAAAAUUAAAUGUGAUUACAUCGAAGACCUUGUAUCAGUGUCUCCCCAUCACUUGAGUUCAGGGAUUUGUUUGAGACGUAUUAGUACUGCCUUAGAGAGGAUGUGGAGCAUUUUAUGAAGCGCGCCGAAGCGGCAUCUCUUUUCUGUUCCAUCGAGCACACUACUGGUUUAUCAUUAUAUACCUUAACACUUUAUUUAUGGGUUUUUGUUGACCUAAAAGGGUGGAGGUUAUUACAUGAAUUUUGUAAUGAGCCUAGAGCAGAGUUAAUUGUUGCCCUCACAUGCUGACGUGAAACAACUUAUUGAGCACAUAUGUGAUAAAUUUCGCUCUGUUAAUUGACUAGAAUAAAUUGUUUUUUUUGCU
This is a messenger RNA of Cuscuta campestris, 1437 nucleotides long. The record is from the annotation of a GenBank genome assembly. NCBI's taxonomy places the organism in Eukaryota, Viridiplantae, Streptophyta, Magnoliopsida, Solanales, Convolvulaceae.